Oncorhynchus kisutch (coho salmon) is the source of this 11821-nucleotide messenger RNA. RefSeq names its product aspartate beta-hydroxylase (gene asph). NCBI's taxonomy places the organism in Eukaryota, Metazoa, Chordata, Actinopteri, Salmoniformes, Salmonidae. The transcript has 11 exons. Gene Ontology annotation, biological process: peptidyl-aspartic acid hydroxylation. Bases 333 to 2042 code for a protein of 569 amino acids. Gene Ontology annotation, cellular component: endoplasmic reticulum; membrane. The record is from RefSeq and is a predicted model, not a curated record. Gene Ontology annotation, molecular function: peptidyl-aspartic acid 3-dioxygenase activity.
UUGUUACUGGGGUGGGAGGUAAAAAUGACAGCCAUUUUUUUAUGACCCUUGAAUCCCUGGGGUUCUGUCCUGAGGGAUGCCGGAUAAUGUCACAUUGGCAUGGCGUUAACACCGCCUCUCCAUAUCAAUGCCUGAAUGUCUUCUGGUGGACGAGCAGACAGCUCUAAAAAUAGCCCUAUUAGCCGGUUCAGGUCCCAUAUCGGGUUCCUGCUGAGUUUGCCUGGAACAAAUAGAGGAGGGUAGCUGUUGCAAAGGGGUUUGGGGGAAGGAUAAGGGAGAUAAGACUCACUGAAGCUUUUCCCAUUCGGACGGGUCAGGGACGGUCUGCACGGAUGGAAAUGCCGAUAGUCAAGCCCACCCCGGUGUUGGAACCCGCGGUGGUUGUCGAACACACAGAAGAAGCCAAAGCACAGCUGGCCAGUAAGAAUGGCAAGAAGCCUGAGGUAGCAGGAGGAAGUUCCUUCUUCACCUGGUUCAUGGUUCUUGCCCUCCUGGGCGUCUGGACCUCUGUGGCCGUCGUCUACUUCGACCUGGUCGACUACCAAGGCGUCAUCGCCAAUGCAAAGGACUUGCACAUUAAGCUCUCUGAGACACUGCAAGGUCAACUUUCGUCCUAUGAUGCUGAUGGAGAUGGUGACUUCGAUGUGGAGGAUGCUAAAGUACUGCUAGGGCUGAAAGAGAAGGCUACCGUCGUCAUUACCAGAGAUGCAGCACCAGAGGAGGCUCCUGCAGCACCUGUGGAAGAAGCCGCACCAGAACCUGUUGUUGAAGAAGUGAUCGAGGCCACAGAAGCAGAGGAAGUUGCUGCUCCCCUACCAGAGCCUGAGGUUGUGGAAGAACCUGAGGUGGUUGAGGAGGAAGAAGAGCCGGAGGUGGAUGAGCCUGAAAUCAUUGAGGAAGAGCCUGAGGUUCUGGAGGAGGAAGAAGAGCCUGAGGUGGAUGAGCCUGAAAUCAUUGAGGAAGAGCCUGAGGUUCUGGAGGAGGAAGAAGAGCCUGAGGUGGAUGAGCCUGAAAUCAUUGAGGAAGAGCCUGAGGUUCUGGAGGAGGAAGAAGAGCCUGAGGUGGAUGAGCCUGAAAUCAUUGAGGAAGAUCCUGCGGUUCCGGAGGGGGAGGAGGUCGCCCCAGUCGAGGAGGAGGAGGUCGCCCCAGUCGAGGAGGAGGAGGUCGUCCUAGUCGAGGAGGAGGAGGAGGAAGAAGCCGCCCCAGUCGAGGAGGAGGAGGAGGACGCCCCAGUCGAGGAGGAGGAGGUCGCCCCAGUCGAGGAGGAGGAGGUCGCCCUAGUCGAGGAGGAGGUCGCCCCAGUCGAGGAGGAGGAAGAAGCCACCCCAGUCGAGGAGGAGGAAGAAGCCACCCCAGUCGAGGAGGAGGAGGAGGCCGCCCCAGUCGAGGAGGAGGAGGAGGCCGCCCCAGUCGAGGAGGAGGAGGUCGCCCCAGUCGAGGAGGAGGAGGACGCCCCCAUUGAAAAGGUAGAGGAAGCCGCCCAAGUCGAGGAGGAAGAGGCUGCCCCCAUUGAAAAGGUAGAGGAAGCCGCCCAAGUCGAGGAGGAAGUCGCCGCCAUUGAGGAGGAAGCCGCACCAGUUGAGGAGGAGGUUGCUGAAGAGGCUGCCCCGGUUGAGGAAGUGGAUUCUCCCACAGAAGAAGCUGUUGAGGAGGAGGCCGCUGAGGAGGAAGUUGCUGCAUCAGUUGAGGAGGAAGUCGCUGUUGAGGAAGAGGCUGCCCCCGCAGAAGAAGAGGCUGCACCAGUUGAGGAGGAGGCCGUGGAGGAGGCGGAAGAGGCAGAGGAGGAGUCAGCAACAGAGGAGGAAGAGCUGGUAGAAGAAACAGCAGCAGAAGAUUCAGAACAAACAGAAGAAGCAGAAUCAGAAGCUGAGUCAGAAGAAACUCAACAGGAGGAAGCUCUUCGGGAAGAGUUUGUAGAGGAAGCAGCUGAAGUAGAUGAGCUGGAGGAGUUGAUAGAAGAGCUUUCCCAGGCAGAAGAACAGAUGGAAGAUGAGCCAACAGAAACGCAGAGCCUGCGGUCUCAGCGCGGUAAGACUGAUUGAGGACCAGCCCACAUCGCAUCCCACUGAGCACAUGCAGCCGCGCUUUCCCACCUCCAGAGAAUGAAAAGCGCCAUCACGGCCUUCAACACUCUCUCCUAUUUGUCCUAUUUCUCACUCGCAUACCCAGAAACUUGUUUUUCUCACUUCCAGAACUUGUUAGAUGUUUUCAUUUACCCUAUAUAUAUUUUUUUCUUUUCUUUUUUUUCCUUCUUAUAAUGACAAGUAUCAAUGAAUUUCUCUUACAGAUGUAGGUAGAUAAUGGAAGGGUAGCUUUUCGCGAAUGGAAUGUAGGUUGUUUUCCAUUUCCUGUGUAUAGCAAGCAGAGGUACAUGUUGCUAGUCAAAGAACUUCACGUCUGAGCCGAGUUCAGUUUUUUGUUAAAUGUGAAGAUGCAAAGCUGUAGUUUUGUAUUACCAGUAUGUAUUGAGUCUACAUGUCAAGAUGUUGCAUAUCUAGGGCAAAGUUAUGCUGACAGGUGAACAGACGAGUCUGGUGAUGUAGGGUGAGUGUGUGAGCUUCCAUAUGUGUAUGACUGAGAAUGUGUAUAGAUGUACACUACAUGACCAAAAGUAUGUGAACACCUGCUCGUCGAACAUAUCAUUCCAAAAUCAUGGGCAUUAAUAUGGAGUUGGUCUCCCCUUUGCUGCUAUAACAGCCACCACUUCACUCUUCUGGGAAGGCUUUUCUACUAGAUGUUGGAACAUUGCUGCGGGGACAUUCUUCCAUUCAGCCACAAGAACAUUUGUGAGGUUGAGCACUGAUGUUGGGCGAUUAGGCCUGCCUCGCAGUCGGUGUUCCAAUUCAUCCCAAAGGUUUUCGAUGGGGUUGAGGUCAGGGCUCUGUACAGGCCAGUCAAGUUGUUCCACACUGAUCUCGACAAACCAUUUCUAUAUGGACCUUGCUUUGUGCAUGGGGGCAUUGUCAUACUGAAACAGGAAAGGGACUUCCCCAAACUGCUGUCACAAACUUAAAGCACAGAAUCUGCUAGAAUUUCAUUGUAUGCUGUACCAUUAUGAUUUCCCUUCACUGGAACUAAGGAGCCUAGCCCGAACCAAUAAAAACAGCCCCAGACCAUUAUUCCUCCUCCACCAAACUUCACAGUUAGCACUAUGCAUUGGGGCAGGUAGCGUUCUCCAGGCAUCCACUAAACCCAGAUUCAUCCUUUGGACUGCGAGAUGGUGAAGCAUGAUUCAUCACUCCAGAGAAUGCGUUCCCACUGCUCCAGAGUCCAAUGGCGGUCCGCUUUACACCACUCCAGCCAAAGCUUGUCAUCGCGUAUGGUGAUCUUAGGCUUGUGUGUGGCUGCUCGGCCAUGGAAACCCAUUUCAUGAAGCUCCGGACGAACAGUUAUUGUGCUGACAGCACGUACAGUUGACUGGGGCAGCUCUAGCAGGGCAGAAAUUUGACUGCAUCCUAUGACGGUGCCACGUUUAAAGUCAUUGAGCUGUUCCAUUCUACUUCCAAUGUUUGUUUAUGGAGAUUGCAUGGCUUUGUGCUCAAUUUUUAUUAACCUGCCAGCAACGGCAGUGGCUGAAAUAGCUGAAUCCACUCAUUUGAAGGGGUGUCCACAUACUUUUGUGUAUAUAUAGUGUAUGUUUGCGUGUGUGCAUUUUAUAGACUGUAUGUCUAUAAAACAAUCCUAUGAGCCGUAGUUCUCAUUAAGAUGCGUUUGAGACUCGUUUCAAUUUCAGUUUUGUUUGUUCCAACUCCUAGUACCUUGCUCUCACUGUUACUUCUUUAAUACUGAAAGUGUUUUUGACUUACUCAUACCUCCAGCCAGAACGGUGAACAUCUAACGGAACACAAUGAGUUAUCCCCAAGCCAGGCUUGUUUCCAUUUUUUUACUAUUUUAUUUAUUUUGUGGUCUUUAAAAAAAUGUUUUUUACUGUAUUUGGGUUGGAUGUAAACUCUCCAAAUGGGAGAAAUGUUGGCAUAUGCCAUUUGUUCUGGGAAAAACAGAUUUUUACCUGGAGACGAAGGAAGGGCAUGUCUCAGAGUCUGGUAGUAACUCUUAGGUGCAGCUCAGUGUGGGCGUAGCUGUUAUGGGUUAAUGGUCUGACCCAACCCAGUCUCCUGAUAAAACAGGCUGCUGUGCAGUGUCCCAGGUCCUCCAAUAGAUCUGCUCUCCACACGCACACGUGGUCCAACAGGAACAUGAUUAUUCGAAAUUCAUCAUUCAGUACACGUAAACUGUAAAAAAAUAUAUAAAUAUAUAUAUUUAAAGUCUGCGUCAGUAAUGUUCAUAAACUUUUGUUCCCUUUCUCUCUAAAUGUACAGUUCCACUUUCACUUGUAUAUUAACUGGCUCAUGCCCAGGGUGCUUCAUUUGGAACAAAGGUUUUUGAAUGUCUGUAAUUGUUGCUGAUUUAGCAGACACCCGGACCACCUCUUUUUGUCCCUCUGCAUGUGUUUCAGUGCGUGACCCCCCCCCCCCCCAACCCGACUGUUUAAAGAGAAACACUGUUGUACAUCUAGAAGGGAACUUGACAGUGUAACCUGCUCACUCUGUCCUAGCGACAUCUAACUCGACUUGUGCUAGUAUUUAAUAUUGAUGUUGUCGUUAAUGAUGUUGUCAUGAUUUGUUUUUACUACAAGGAUGAUGCUAGCUCAUGCUUUGAACUUAAGGCUGUACGGUGAAGAAAAAGAAAAAUGAUUUAAUUUUUUUCAAGGAAACUCAGUCGUGUGCUUAGUUUGUGUUCCUCCAACGAUGUAAUGUUUCUGUGAAUUCAGAUGAGUGCGUUUUUGUUUGAAAUGUUUCCAUUGUAGAAGUUUUCUGUACAUUGUGGUAAUAAGGGGCCUGCCGGAUGAUAUAAUGGUGAUAAGGUGAGGGACUGUAGGGAAUGCUGCAAUGCAAAUCUUCUCUGAGGAAACCAAAUAACGGUUUGUUUCGAUGUACACGAAAACAAGUGGUUGCAAUCUAUUUCUUAGGACUUAUUUUGUCUUUUUUCUAUAACACUAGUGGGUCUUUUUCUAUUACCUAACACUUUUGAAGUCAAUGUGAAUUUUUAACGUGGUGUUAAUUUUACAUUAUACAAAACUUUACAAGAUAGAUCUGUUCUAGAUUUUUAAAUAAAAAUACACUUUUUUAGGAUCAGACCUUUUUAAUUAUGAAAAUUUAAAUAAAAAGUGCUUCACUUUUUUCAAAGCCAUAUGUGACAGUUGAGGCUCUGCUGCUCAGAAUGGACUGUACUCCAAGGGAAAGACAUUCCACAACCAGCAGUAACCGAAAACAUCACUACAAUCUCAGUGUUGAAUUUUUUUAUUGCAGUUCACAUAUGAACAGGGGUUUACACACAAAAACAUGUUAUACAUAGAGGUAAACAGCUGUAUAGGCUAACAGGUUUUUAAAUGAUUGUGAAAAUGCAUUCUGUAUGCAGAGUUGGACGGCUGUCACAGUUUCUAUAAAUCAGGGGUGUCGAACUCAUUCCAUGCAGGACCUAGUGUCUGCGGGUUUUAGUUUUUUUUUUUCAAUGAGGACCUAGACACCCAGGGAGGAGCGAAAACCCGCAGACACUCAGCCCUCCGUGGAAUGAGUUUGACACGUGCUGUAAAUGUUCUGUUCGAGGGCUGCAAUAAAGGUUUGGGACAACACCAUGGUGUCGUUUAUCAUUGUGUAACUGUUUAUUGGAAUACCUUGACAUGGGCAUAGUUAGUCCGCCAUCCCAUGCAUGAUAACACUUCACUAAGGUACCCUUUAAAAGCCCGGUGUUGUCAAUGUGAUUUGCUUGUGUUUUAUAUAUACCACACACUAGGAACACCUUCCAUAUAUUGAGUUUUAUGCCCUCCUUUUGCCCUCAGAACAGCCUGAAUUUGUCAGGGCAUGCUCUACAAGGUGUCAAAAGAGUCCCACUGGGAUGCGGGCCCAUGUUGACUCCAAUCCUUCCCACAGUUGUCCACAGUUGUCAAAUUGGCUAGAUGUCCUUUGGGUGGUGACCAUUCUUAAUACACACGGGAAACUGUUGAGUGUGGAAAAAACCCAGCAGUGAUGCAGUUCUUGACACAAACCGGUGCACCUGGCACCUACUACCACCUACUACCAUAGUAGUUCAAAGGCAUUUUCAAUAUUUUGUCUUGCCCCUUCACCCACUGAAUGGCAUACAUACAUACACAAUCCAUGUCUCAAGGCUUAAAAAUAUAUUUUUUUUGACACAAACCGGUGCACCUGGCACCUACUACCACCUACUACCAUAGUAGUUCAAAGGCAUUUUCAAUAUUUUGUCUUGCCCCUUCACCCACUGAAUGGCAUACAUACAUACACAAUCCAUGUCUCAAGGCUUAAAAAUAUAUUUUUUUGCCUGUCUCCUUCCCUUCAUCUCACUGAUUGGAGUGGAGUAAGUGACAUCAAUAAGGGAUGAUAGCUUUCACCUGGUCAGUCUGUCAUGGAAAGAGUAGGUGUUUAAUGUUUUAUAUACUCAGUGAAUUUCCACACUAUGGAGUUGGAAUAAUACAGUGAAAUUGUGAAAAUGAUAAUGCCCUUUUAAUGUAAGAGCUGUUUGAAUAGCCUGCCUGAAAUUCAGCCUGUUUUGGUGAGAUUGAGUUUUGGUCUGCCUGGUGACAUCACUAAGAAAGAGUUCCAAAACUCUGUCAAUAACAGCUAGUUUUUAGUUCUCUCUCCACUCAGACCACAUUAGUGACACAGCUACCAAAAUUCUUGCUUGAGAAAUUGCUUUGUUAAUAAGAAGCAAUUUGUUUCUUUUUUUACCAUUUUAAUUGAAAACAAUCACAGUACUUGAGUAGUUCUUAUUAAGGUGUGUUUGAGAAAUAGAAAUAAUUUGAUCUUGAGAUAAAAUGGCUGCUUUGGACCUUUGAAGGGCAACUUCGCCACUUAACAUUUGGGUUGUUAUUAUGACUUAUUUAGUGAUGUCCUACACAGUUUUAGUGUAUUCAUGUUUAUUGACUGUUUAGUCGCGAGCAAAAAACAGAUAUUGCUUCUCUGUGAGGUUUUCAAGUAGAAUCCCUGAGAUAACUAAGAAAGUAAAUUAUGGACAGUCAUUUUCAGCUAUUUAUAUAACCUGUCUAUAGAUUUCUGAUCAUAUUGGAACUCCCUGCUACAUGUUGCUCUGGUUGUCUUCAAAUAACAUUUUUAAAUAGACGCUCAAAAACCUAUAGUAUGAUAUUUAUAGUUGGCUUGCUACAAUAUUUUUCUGUUGUUCAAGGCUCAAACUCCCAUGAUUCCAUUCGGCACAACCACUUCCACCGUCACUGUCGCAGCUUUGGCAGCCGUUGCAUUGCGCCCUUUCCAAAGAGAGAAAAUAGUAAUGGUGUAUUUUUAGUAGGUACUAACUCCGCCAUCGUUCGUUGGACAUAGCCCAUGGAUUAACGCAGAAAAUUAGGUUUAGUAGAUUUUAUAUGUUGUGUUCUAUCUGAUAAUCUUCAUCAGCUAACUUCACUUUUUCUGAAUUUUGAAGAAUUUAUGUAGUACUAAAAACAAAUCCCAUAAAGGCUUCUUAAUUCAUAACGUUCAUGUUAACUGACCUCUUAUCUCAGAACAAAACGUAUAUUUAAAAAAGCCCGUGUUAACCUCUGACUUUAUUUUCGGUGUUUAUUCCCGGAACCCUAUUCUUUCCCCAUGGGGAUGGCUGAACAGACCAGAUCUAACUUAUUUCCGGGGUUUAAGACUACAGGCGAGCGAGCCUAUAUUUUCGUAGUAAAUGACUUGUAAAAUUCACAUUGUUGUAUUAGUUCCAAUAUGCCUACAGUGUUGCUGGCUGCUGGUUGCUUGGACAGUAGCUAAGGCUGUAUUUGGCAGAUAAUUUUUGAAAACGCGAAUACAGAGGCAACAGGGUUAGCUACUUAGCUAGCGUUGUCAAUGUUAGCACCAAAGAUGCAGAAGUCUUCAAUCAUGAGACUAUGAUUCCGUAGUGAUUUUCCUGUACAUGUAAUAAUACAUGUUGUUUGGACGGUUAUUUAAGACAGUCGCUAAGAUUAAACUGGGGUGAAAUUGUUUUAAUCUAUUAUUUCAGAUGUAGCAGUCGGCUAGCUAGCAUGCUAGCUAACCAGCAUCAGACACCAAUUUAUUGUUGGCAUCUAAUGUCGUCUCAUUGUUCAAUCUGAAUCCGUACUGUUAUGGCUGACUGUAAAACAACAUGCAUGCAAGCAUUAUAAUACGAUUAUAACCCAAGAGCAAUGUGAAAUGCACUCUGAAUUUAUGACAAACUUCAGCUUGGUUUGAUUACCUGCUAUAUGUUGUGGAGUCCGUCGACUCCCAUUACUGGAUGUGAAGCUUCGAUCUACUCCUAAAUGUCUAUUUUUGCAACGGAGGAAACUAUUCUCCGUAGUCUAUUUCGAGAACAAACAUAUUUCACAGCAAAGAAAGAGAGAUAUAGGGGCAUAGGUAGGCAUAUCGGCCACCAGGCAGCACAACAGAACCGUGUAUCGGUAAUCAGAAGAUGUAGGCUAUAGGCCUACAAUGCUGUUUUUCGCAAUUUCUUGGCUUGCAAUCUCUCGCGCAAAUUAAUUAAAGUAGGGGAUAUCUAUGAGUAAGCGUAGCUAUUUUACAAGCAACAGUCCGAAAACCAAACACUAGCUUUUUUUUGCUGGAGAGAGAGAGGAUGAGAACCGUACACGUAGGCUAUAUCUUGGGAAUCUGUAUCUAACAAUGCUUCGUAAAUUCACCAAAACUGUAUUCAAGUAUAUAUUAGGCUAUCAGUGAGUAUGGCUCGGCUAUUCUUCAUAGUACCAGUGAAUUGAAGUUGAACGUCGCCAAAUGCAUGUUUAAUUAGGCCUAAAUAUGCAAUAAAAAAGUAUUGCCUAUAGUUUAUUUAAUGAAGCCCUGGCUGGCUGUUGAUGACCUAGGUCAGGGUUCUCCAACCCUGUUCCUGGAGAGCACCUUCCUGUAAGUUUUCGCACCAACCUCAGUGGCCACGUGACAACAAUUUUGGACCCCUUAAAUGUGGAGUAUGAAAUCAUUUUUACAUAGCAAAGAAUAGUUAUCGUUUUUUUUUUUUUUUACAUCCAUUAUUAGACAGUGGCAACGAUGAUGAUUAUGAACGUGGUAUUUUGAAGAAAUGCCAGUGAAGAAAACAAUGACAACAAUAACGUAUAAUGUAACUGGCUCGUAACAGUACAACUGGCCCCAGCUUGCCCCCCCCCCAGUUGAAAUGGUCUAGAACCGCCACUGUUCAGCAGCUCAAAUCAUCAGGAUGUAAGGCAUGGAUGGAUAGCUAAAAUAAUUAUGAUCACACUUAAUCAAUUUAAAUAUAAUGGAGAGACCUAUACAUUUGGCAGCCAAGCACGAGUUGUCAGUGUGUAGCCUAUUAUCGUCUAGAAAUGACGUUGACAUAUCUUCACGGAUGAAAUAAAGUCCGUCAUAAGAGUCAAAUCAAUUUGAAAAAAAUAAGAAUUACGAAUCGUGUGUGAAUCGUCCCCUGGAAUAACGCACAUGCUUGAAUAAUAGCUUGGAUAAUGAUGACAAAACCAACGUCUCUAGUAAUACCGGUCCGAAUAGGGCUACAGCCUAACAUGGCAAAGAAUACGUUUAUCAGCGAAGAGUGCGCCACAUCAUCCCAUUGGAUCCGUCAAGACUGCACACAGCAGAAAUAUCACUGAAAUAUUCUAGUUCCUACACAACACCUAUAUUCACACAAAAUAUGCAUUUUAUAGGCAGCAUCAUGCUCAUGUCAGUCCUCUGUCAAACUGCAGCAACCUUAUUCUUGUUCAUAUAAAUUAUAUUUAGACUAGAUUAGGAGGGGGAUUUCUGCUACCCAGACACAGAGACAACUGAUAGGCAAUAUAACUCACAGGGUUGAGCUUGCUUUAUGUAUGUUUGCAUCAUGCAGGCAUAUGCAACUGUCGGCCUUGUAAAAAAUGUACUCACAUCUGUCAUCACGUAUGUUGAUUGAUUAAUUCCAGUUAAUAAUUUUGGAUUAAAUGAAUAGACAGCCCAGUCAGCCCAAUUUUGAAUAUAAACCAAAUUGGAUCACAAUCACAUUUUCUCCUGACACACAAAUGGACUAGAAAUACAUGAAGUUACCAAUUAGUUACCCUGACCAAAUGGACAGUGCACAUAGGCUGUAUGCACAUGCUCUUAUUAGUAGCCUACAGUUGAUCAGACUGAAAAAUUGUCUCGUUUUCAUACCAUAUAGCAUGUCAGAUCUCUAACAUUUAGGUGUAGCCUAGGCUGCUGCAACAUUUAUGCAAUUCGUUUUUGCUUCUUUCUGUCCAGAGUGAUUGUGUUAUCAUCUUUGCUAAAUAAAUACCGGAGGAAAAAAUGCGCUGCGUCAACCUCUCUUUAAUCUAACUUUUGAUGGAUGAUGGGAUGGAAGCUAUCAAAUAAUUCUGAAUUCCAGAAAAGACAGUAGAAAGUUCUAUAUGUUCAACAAGUAAAGCAUCCUAACUUGCAAUUAGUAAAGCAUCCUAACUUGCAAUUACCUCUGCAAGCUGUCACUGAUUUCCCCGGUACUACUUCUCAUUCCGUGCAUCAAAUCAAAAUCAAAUUUAUUUAUAUAGCCCUUCGUACAUCAGCUGAUAUCUCAAAGUGCUGUACAGAAACCUAGCCUAAAACCCCAAACAGCAAGCAAUGCAGGUGUAGAAGCACGGUGGCUAGGAAAAACUCCCUAGAAAGGCCAAAACCUAGGAAGAAACCUAGAGAGGAACCAGGCUAUGUGGGGUGGCCAGUCCUCUUCUGGCUGUGCCAGGUGGAGAUUAUAACAGAACAUGGCCAAGAUGUUCAUAAAUGACCAGCAUGGUCAAAUAAUAAUAAGGCAGAACAGUUGAAACUGGAGCAGCAGCACAGUCAGGUGGAAGUUGAAACUGGAGCAGCAACAUGGCCAGGUGGACUGGGGACAGCAAGGAGUCAUCAUGUCAGAUGGUCCUAGGGCUCAGGUCAGUUGAAACUGGAACAGCAGCAUGGCCAGGUGGACUGGGGACAGCAAGGAGUCAUCAUGUCAGGUAGUCCUAGGGCUCAGGUCCUCCUCCGAGAGAAGGAGAGAAUUAGAGAAUGCACACUUAGAUUCACACAGGACACCGAAUAGGACAGGAGAAGUACUCCAGAUAUAACAAACUGACCCCAGCCCCCCGACACAUAAACUACUGCAGCAUAAAUACUGGAGGCUGAGACAGGAGGGGUCAGGAGAUACUGUGGCCCCAUCCGAGGACACCCCCGGACAGGGCCAAACAGGAAGGAUAUAACCCCACCCACUUUGCCAAAGCACAGCCCCCACACCACUAGAGGGAUAUCUUCAACCACCAACUUACCAUCCUGAGACAAGGCUGAGUAUAGCCCACAAAGAUCUCCGCCACGGCACAACCCAAGGGGGGGGCGCCAACCCAGACAGGACGACCACAACAGUGAAUCAACCCACUCAGGUGACGCACCCCCUCCAGGGACGGCAUGAGAGAGCCCCAGCAAGCCAGUGACUCAGCCCCUGUAAUAGGGUUAGAGGCAGAGAAUCCCAGUGGAAAGAGGGGAACCGGCCAGGCAGAGACAGCAAGGGCGGUUCGUUGCUCCAGAGCCUUUCCGUUCACCUUCCCACUCCUGGGCCAGACUACACUCAAUCAUAUGACCCACUGAAGAGAUGAGUCUUGCAUCAGUUCUGGAGUUCUAGUCACCGGCAUCUAAGCUUCACUGAACUGUCUCAUUACGCACACCUGGUCCACAUUCCCCCCCGAAUAGUAAUUGUAUAUUUAGUGCCCUCUGUUCACCAUUGGUGGUUAUUGUGCCCUUGGUCUUGUGAGUACCUGUACAUUGUGGUUUCAACUUUUGUGCUGUGUGUAUUGUGUACUUGUUAUUACCUGUGUAUUGUGUCACGUGUAUUUAUUAAAGGUUUAACCUCGCUCUUU